CAAAAGGAAUUUGGAAUGCGAUUGGUUCAUAGGUCAUGUUUCCGGAACUCGGUGGGCGUCGCGCGAAGGCUGAAGGGAGCGUGGUGGUCAACCUGUGCUGCGGCAGGCACCAGGAACUCGAGGAGCCGGCAUGCCUCGAGCACCUACUGUGCCACCAUGGUCCAGCACUGUGAAGCCCUCAAUCGGUCUGUCCAAGUUGUGAACCUAGAUCCUGCAGCAGAACACUUCAGCUACUCCGUGAUGGCUGAUAUCCGGGAGCUGAUCGAGGUGGAUGAUGUGAUGGAAGACAAUUCUCUGCAGUUCGGUCCCAAUGGAGGAUUGGUGUUCUGCAUGGAGUACUUUGCCAAUAAUUUUGACUGGCUGGAGAACUGUCUUGGGCAUGUGGAGGACGACUACAUCCUUUUUGACUGUCCAGGUCAGAUUGAGUUGUACACUCACCUGCCCGUGAUGAAACAGCUGGUCCAACAGCUAGAACAGUGGGAGUUUCGAGUCUGUGGAGUUUUUCUUGUUGAUUCUCAAUUCAUGGUGGAGUCAUUCAAGUUUAUUUCUGGCAUCUUGGCAGCCCUGAGUGCUAUGGUCUCUCUAGAAAUUCCUCAAGUCAACAUCAUGACAAAAAUGGAUCUGCUGAGUAAGAAAGCUAAAAAGGAAAUUGAAAAGUUUCUAGAUCCAGACAUGUAUUCUCUAUUAGAUGAUUCUACAAGUGACUUGAGAAGCAAAAAAUUCAAAAAAUUGACUAACGCUAUAUGUGGACUGAUCGAUGACUACAGCAUGGUUCGAUUUUUGCCUUACGAUCAGUCAGAUGAAGAAAGCAUGAACAUUGUAUUACAGCACAUUGAUUUUGCCAUUCAGUAUGGAGAAGACUUGGAAUUUAAAGAACCAAAGGAACAUGAAGAUGAGUCUUCUAUGUUUGAUGAAUAUUUUCAAGAACACCAGAAUGAAUGAAGAGUUUAUUAAAAAGUAACUAUAUAUAUGAGGAGCUUGUGUCUGAACAGCAGAACCUUCUUCUCUUCAAAAGAUACAAUACUAGGAAGCUUCUGAUUUUAAUGAAAAAAAUAAUACCUGGCUCUUUAUCAGCAAUCAGCAGCAUGCCUGAGUCAAGUUCUUAGUUAUCCUGAGAUGCUGCUGUUUAAAGUGUCAUCUUUUAGUAUUAUUUUAACAGCAUCAAUUUAGAUUUUAAAAGUCAAAAUUGAAAUGAAUGUACAUAGAUUUGUAUAGAACAUAAACUAGCACCUGUGGUACAGUUGAGACCAGUCUACUUUUAGUUUUACUGUUUGAUUUUUGUUAUUUUUGAAAAUUUUUUGGAGGAACAAGAACUGUUGUAACAAAGUAUAAAUGUAUGUGUCCAAAGAAAAAUCUGGAAGGAUGUAGGUAAGACCGUUGCUUAUCUGUAUCUUCUGGUUUUCCUACAUUGAAAAUAUAUUAUUUGCAUAAUUAGAAAAUGAAAAGCAACUAUGUUUUAAAAUAUAUAUGUAUAUAAAUAAAAGAAACCGAAAAAUAGCAUUAA
Camelus dromedarius (Arabian camel) is the source of this 1504-nucleotide messenger RNA. RefSeq names its product GPN-loop GTPase 3 (gene GPN3). The coding region runs from base 16 to 942 and encodes 308 amino acids. Gene Ontology annotation, molecular function: GTPase activity. The transcript is spliced from 8 exons. NCBI's taxonomy places the organism in Eukaryota, Metazoa, Chordata, Mammalia, Artiodactyla, Camelidae. The record is from RefSeq and is a predicted model, not a curated record.